Saccostrea echinata is the source of this 597-nucleotide messenger RNA. RefSeq lists its product as uncharacterized. The record is from RefSeq and is a predicted model, not a curated record. Bases 1 to 597 code for a protein of 198 amino acids. Gene Ontology annotation, molecular function: chitin binding. Lineage: Eukaryota; Metazoa; Mollusca; Bivalvia; Ostreida; Ostreidae. Gene Ontology annotation, cellular component: extracellular region. The transcript is spliced from 6 exons.
AUGGCGAGGACAGUGUUGACAGAAGACAAACUGAGAAAGAUAACACUUGGGGUUUACCAGCUUAAACAGACACCACUUUAUGCAAAAGAACACAUUAAUAAUGAAAAUAAAUACCAGCUCCAAGUGUGCAAAAUAAAAGAAAACCUUCUGAAGGUUUAUGCAUUGUCACGUUGUCCAGAAUCCUUGUCAACUGUAGUAAAUGUAGUAAGCUGUCCUAAAAAUAAAGCGGAAUGGGAAAGACAAUCAAAGCAGAAAGAUUGUUCAAAAGUCUUCCAAUCUUGUGUUAAACCAGAAGACUUUUUAUACCACUGUCUAAUAAAUGAGUACAUGAAUAUGACAAUUGAAGUCUGCGCACCUUCGGUUUCUAUAUUAGGUCAAAAGUGUGCGGAAUUCAAUACGGUUGGGGCAAUUGUUCAGGACAACGUCUAUGCCAAAUGCGAUGACUCGGAUCCACCGUGUCCAUUCAGAUACAACUCAACCGAUUUGUACAAGUAUCAAAGGUGUUAUAGCUACAUCAAAAGCACAAACAACACACACGUUUUACCAAGUUGUUCUGAUGACACAAGGAGUCCCACUGAUUUCAGAAGUGGGAGGUAA